UGCUGGUGUGAGGAGGAGAGCAGCAUUUCAAUGAGGGACGGGCUAAUGCAAAUCACUGCAAUAGCAGCAGAGAGAAACCAGCUGCAGCCUCUACUCAGCAGAUCAGCAGCAGCUCAUCCAGUCAGGGGGGCAACAGACACACAACAAAGACACUCAGCCUGUCUGCCGGCACCAUACCAACUACCCUCAGUCACAGCCUGUCCACAUUGAUCUGCACCGAGACCCUCUCAAGAACACGCUCACAGGGGAAAAAGCAAAAAAAAAGCAAAUAGAAUAAUGAAUAUGUCAUUUGGGAGAGACAUGGAACUUGAACAUUUUGAUGAACGGGAUAAAGCUCAAAGAUACAGCAAAGGAUCUCGGGCGAAUGGACUCCCUAGUCCUACCCAUAGUGCCCACUGCAGCUUUUACCGAACCCGUACCUUGCAAGCUUUGAGCUCGGAGAAGAAAGCCAAGAAAGUUCGGUUUUAUCGCAAUGGUGAUCGAUAUUUUAAAGGAAUCGUCUAUGCCAUUUCCCCUGACCGUUUUAGAUCUUUCGAGGCUCUCUUGGCCGACUUGACCAGGACUCUAUCCGAUAAUGUGAAUCUACCACAAGGUGUGAGAACUAUCUACACAGCAGAUGGUGCCAGGAAAAUAACUUCAUUGGAUCAGCUGAUGGAAGGUGAGAGCUAUGUGUGUGGAUCAAUCGAACCUUUCAAAAAACUGGAAUACACAAAGAAUGUAAAUCCUAACUGGUCUGUGAAUGUGAAGGCCACCACUCCGACUCGUGCUGUGCAACCACUUGCCUCCUCCAAACCCAGCACAUCUGAUGGCAAAGAGGGCAAAGAUUUCAUCAGGCCAAAGCUCGUUACCAUCAUUAGGAGUGGCGUGAAACCACGCAAGGCUGUCCGGAUCCUCCUGAACAAGAAGACGGCUCAUUCCUUUGAGCAGGUCCUCACAGAUAUAACUGAUGCCAUAAAACUCGAUUCAGGAGUGGUGAAGCGUUUAUAUACACUUGACGGAAAACAGGUUAUGUGCCUUCAGGAUUUCUUUGGCGAUGAUGACAUUUUUAUUGCCUGCGGACCAGAAAAGUUCCGUUACCAAGAUGAUUUCUUGCUGGAUGAGAGCGAGUGCCGCGUUGUGAAGUCCACUUCAUACACCAAGCUUCCUGGCGUGCCACGCAGAAGUACCACCAAGAGUCCAGGCCCAUCGCGGCGCAGCAAGUCACCUGCAUCAACAAGCUCAGUUAAUGGAACCCCAGGGAGCCAGCUCUCUACCCCACGCUCCGGAAAAUCACCAAGUCCAUCACCGACCAGCCCCGGGAGUCUGCGCAAACACAGGGGCUCCCAGCACAGUGGUUCUUCUACAUCCUUAGCUUCCACCAAAGUGUGCGGUUCCAUGGAUGAGAAUGAUGGCCUAGUAGACGAUAUUUUAGAUGAAGGAUUUCAAGUUCCAGUCUCUAUUGCAGAACGAUAUAAAGUAGGACGGACCAUAGGAGAUGGAAAUUUUGCGAUUGUCAAAGAAUGUAUAGAAAGGUCGACUGGGAGAGAAUAUGCGCUGAAAAUCAUUAAUAAAGGAAAAUGUAGGGGAAAGGAACACAUGAUCCAGAAUGAAGUUUCUAUUCUGAGGAGGGUGAAACACCCUAAUAUUGUUCUGCUGAUUGAAGAGAUGGACAUGCCAACUGAAUUGUACCUUGUGAUGGAACUUGUCAAGGGUGGAGAUCUCUUUGAUGCUAUCACCUCUACUAACAAGUACACCGAGCGGGACGCCAAUGGAAUGCUGUAUAACCUAAUGAGCGCCAUUAAAUAUCUGCACAGCUUGAAUAUCGUCCACCGAGAUAUUAAACCAGAGAAUCUGUUGGUCUAUGAACAUCAAGAUGGUAGCAAAUCUCUUAAACUUGGUGACUUUGGACUUGCAACUGUGGUGGAUGGACCUCUAUAUACUGUGUGUGGGACUCCGACCUACGUAGCUCCAGAAAUAAUUGCAGAAACCGGGUACGGCUUGAAGGUGGAUAUCUGGGCUGCUGGAGUAAUCACUUACAUCCUGCUAUGUGGCUUUCCACCAUUCCGUGGCAGCGGAGAUGACCAGGAAGUGCUCUUUGAUCAAAUUCUAAUGGGACAAGUGGAUUUUCCAUCUCCUUAUUGGGACAAUGUUUCAGAUUCUGCAAAGGAACUCAUCACCAUGAUGCUUCAGGUAGAUGUUGAUCAGCGAUUUUCUGCUCUGCAAGUUCUUGAGCACCCAUGGGUCAAUGACGACGGUUUGCCAGAAAACGAAUAUCCCCUGUCAGUGGCUGGAAAGAUUAAGAAACACUUCAACACUGGUCCCAAACCCAACAGCACUUCCGCAGGAGUCUCUGUCAUAGCACUGGACCACGGGUUUACCAUCAAGCGAUCAGGGUCUUUGGACUACUACCAACAACCAGGAAUGUAUUGGAUAAGACCACCGCUCUUGAUAAGGAGAGGCAGGUUUUCAGACGAAGACGCCACCAGGAUGUAAAGAGUCGGUUCAACGCCCAGCCGCCUGCACCGGAAUUUAAUUCAGAAUCGGAGGACUAUUCACCAAGCUCAUCUGAGACUGUUCGCUCGCCUAACUCACCGUUUUAAGGAAACACUUUAAACAUGUCUUGGCCUAACCCUUUGAGACCGAAUGGAAACCUAGAAAUCUUGAAUGGACAUUAAAAACCUAGUAAUGUUUGCAGAUGUGAAUGGGAGAACAAAGUACUGGUGACCAUUCCCGUGUCCUACAGAGAUCUUCAGCAGUCAUUUAUCGAAAAUGUGUGUAAAACAAAGCAUUACUAAAAUGUACUGAAUACAAUAAUUGCAUCCUGGACUGUUGUCUGCAGUCACAGCUCAUUGAUGGGAUGGAUUCAUAGAAAUCAUUUAGUCUUUCAUGGGGAAACAACAAUAUUUUUCAAACAGAAAAAAAACAGAAGUAGAAUAGGACAAAGGGCUAUAAACCACACCAUAGCAACACAAUAGAGAGUCAAAACCAGUGUAAUUCCUAAUUUUGUGGCACGCAGAGCCAUGGGAAUGUGUACUGGGGAUUAGUAUUGUAGUAUUUGCAUUUUUUAAUUUUAUUUAUUUAGUACAUUUAGGUGAGGAGGUUACAAUGCCUCAGACACUGGC
Molecule: messenger RNA, 3101 nt
Organism: Spea bombifrons (plains spadefoot toad)
Lineage: Eukaryota; Metazoa; Chordata; Amphibia; Anura; Pelobatidae
Gene: DCLK1
Product: doublecortin like kinase 1
Exons: 18
Coding region: 277-2472 (731 amino acids)
Biological process (GO): protein phosphorylation; intracellular signal transduction; axoneme assembly
Cellular component (GO): neuron projection; axoneme
Molecular function (GO): protein kinase activity; ATP binding; microtubule binding
Source: RefSeq, a predicted model, not a curated record